Asterias rubens (European starfish) is the source of this 2062-nucleotide messenger RNA. Its product is annotated as E3 ubiquitin-protein ligase KCMF1-like. NCBI's taxonomy places the organism in Eukaryota, Metazoa, Echinodermata, Asteroidea, Forcipulatida, Asteriidae. The record is from RefSeq and is a predicted model, not a curated record. Gene Ontology annotation, molecular function: zinc ion binding. Gene Ontology annotation, biological process: synaptic signaling. The transcript has 8 exons. Bases 177 to 1331 code for a protein of 384 amino acids. Gene Ontology annotation, cellular component: plasma membrane.
CAGCUCGUUGCCUGAAAAUCUGUGUGUCGGGAUGGAAUUCUUUGCCGGAAGAUAACUAUAAAUUAUGACUUAUUAGAAUCAGAUACAACCUCAAGAAGGCUCAUAUGAUAAGAGUGAAUCUAGUGUAGAUCGAGGAACUGUUGGUGGUCGCUGGAGGCCCACUUUGGAUAUAUACGAUGUCCCGACAUGAAGCUGUUAGUUGUGACUCCUGUCUAAAGGGUAACUUCAGAGGGCGCCGCUACAAGUGUCUUAUCUGCUACGAUUAUGAUUUGUGUGCAGUCUGCUUUGAGAACGGUGCGACAACAACACGUCAUACAGCAGAGCAUCCCAUGCAGUGCAUACUUACUCGGUCAGAUUUUGAUUUGUAUUAUGGAGGUGAAGCUGUCACAUUAGAGCAGCCGCAGUCAUUUACUUGCCCAUUCUGUGGCAAAAUGGGCUACACAGAGUCCACGCUACAAGAACACGUCACAUCGGAGCAUUCCGAAUCCUUACUGGAAGUGGUAUGUCCAGUUUGUGCCGCCUCGACAGGAGGGGAUCCCAAUCAUGUCACUGAUGACUUUGCAGCUCAUCUGACACUCGAACACAGAUCACCAAGAGAUCUAGAUGAAACAGGUAAUGUUAGGCACCUACGUAGAAUGUUCCACCCUGGCCGGGGUAUUGGUCAGAGGACGAGGAGACCCAACAUGCACUUCAGCGGGAGCAGCGGGUUAUCCUCAGGUCAGAGUUCAAGCUCACCGAGCAGUAGGGAAACCAUGGAUCCUAUUGCUGAACUGCUGUCACAGCUGUCAGGAACACGGCGAGCAGCGGGUCACGACUCCACAGCAUCUCAGCUACAGCAGCUUCAAAUUAUGCAGCUGCAGCUAGAAAGACAGCAGCAGCAGCAAAGCCAGCAAGGCACUGCAAGGCAGCAGGUUGAAAGGUUAGCGGUACCUAGACGGCAAACCAAUGCAGCGACAGCGGCGUCUGCAGCAGCUGCUGCUGCAUCUAGUAAUAGUAAUCCAGGCCACGGUGCAUCAUCGUCUUCAUUAGGGGUAGCUGAAAGUAGCAUGUCAUCCUCAUCGUUACAAAAAGACUCACAGUUUCUCUUAUCAAGAAUACAAGAGCCAGUUCUAACCGAGACUGAACAACAAUCGCUAGAGGUGGAUAACGCAGACCGAAGCUUCUUUCUUCAGGACCUGAUACUCUCCACCCUUAACGACGAUUACUACACUGAGGAGCCCGACGAAACGGUUAUAGAGGGCGCUAUAGGGGGCACAAUUGAAUUUGAACCAGCCGAAACGUUACUGCAGCUAGAAUCUUUGCAUAUAAAAGACAAGGAGAGGCCUGUAUAGCAGACAACCAGGGGGUACCACACCUUAUUAAAAGAAGUUACAUAAAACAUAACACAACACACACAAAAUGUCUUAUAGCUUAGCUGUGUAUAACAACAAAUCUAUCUGUGUAAAUUAUAUAUGAAAAAUAUGCUUAUUUAGAUCCAGAAUUAACCAAUUGAGAGAUAACAAACGUGUUUUUCAUCUGCUGGUGUCGUGCAGAUCUUGUAUUACAUGAAUCGUGUUGCACAGGUUGCCUUCUUCAAAUGACAUGUAAAUGUUGACGAUAUUUAAGAUUUAACAGUGUAGCUUUUUAUGCACUGUGUGCAAUCCAUUUUCCUUCUCCCCCCCCCCCCUCCUCCCAUUUCCCCCCUCUUCUUUGUCAACGACCGACCAACAAAGACAGAGAUGUGCUGCCCUUGUUCAAUCCUAAGUCAACCUUUUUAUUGUUACAGGAUUAUGACCACGGCAUAUUGAGCAAAGCAGUUUGGUUUUUAAAAUAGCAAGGAUUUGUUGGCGGUGGAGUCAUUUUUUUUCGGUAGAACUUUUUAAAGUAUAUAAUUCUUGCAUCCAUGAUUAUUGAAUUUGCCCUGUACUGUUGGUCUUGCUGUUGAAGAUGAGGGUCAUAUAAUUAUUGGUUUUGUCAUCGUAAUGCUGAAUCGAGGGGAAAUUAUAAUGAAAGAUACAAUAAAAUGCAUGUAAGAAAGUUUCAGCUGAAUUCUAUGUCUACUGUCUACUUGCUGAGAAAAUGG